Molecule: messenger RNA, 3164 nt
Organism: Trematomus bernacchii (emerald rockcod)
Lineage: Eukaryota; Metazoa; Chordata; Actinopteri; Perciformes; Nototheniidae
Product: coiled-coil domain-containing protein 6-like
Source: RefSeq, a predicted model, not a curated record
UACCAUUCUGCUGUCUGCUGCUCGACGCUGCAGCUGCUCUCUGUCGCACAGCCAUGGCCGACAGCGCAAGCGAGAGCGACACCGACGGAGCGGGGAGCAGCUCGGCCACCCCGAUGUCCUCCUCCGCCUCCAAUUCGGGGAAACCGAGCAUAGUCAUUUCACAGUUUCGUCUGGAGGAGCUAACGAACCGCCUGGCCUCCUUACAACAGGAGAAUAAAGUUCUUAAAAUUGAGCUGGAGACGUUCAAACUCAAGUGCAAAGCCCUGCAGGAGGAGAAUCGGGACCUCCGCAAAGCUAGCGUCACUAUUCAAGCAAGAGCAGAGCAGGAGGAAGAAUUUAUCAGCAACACCUUGUUCAAGAAGAUCCAGGCCCUCCAGAAGGAGAAGGAGACCUUGGCCGUCAACUAUGAAAAGGAGGAGGAAUUUCUUACCAACGAACUGUCAAGGAAACUCAUGAAUCUCCAGCAUGAGAAAGCAGAGUUGGAGCAGCACUUGGAGCAGGAGCAGGAGUUCCAGGUUAACAAGCUCAUGAAAAAGAUCAAAAAGAUGGAGAAUGAAACUAUCUCAAAGCAGCUAACCCUGGAACAGCUGAGGCGGGAGAAGAUCGACCUUGAGAACACAUUAGAGCAGGAACAAGAAGCCCUGGUAAACAGACUGUGGAAACGCAUGGACAAGCUGGAGGCUGAGAAAAGAAUCCUUCAGGAGAAGUUGGACCAGCCCGUCUCUGCUCCUCCCUCCCCAAGAGACGUUUCCAUGGAAAUAGACUCACCAGAGAACAUGAUGCGGCAUAUCCGUUUCCUGAAGAAUGAGGUGGAGAGGCUUAAGAAAAGCCUGCGCACCACCGAGCUGCAGCACACAGAGAAGCGUGCCCAGUACAUCGAGGAGGAGCGACACAUGAGGGAGGAGAACAUCCGGCUGCAGAGAAAGCUUCAGAGAGAAAUGGAGCGCCGGGAGGCUCUGUGCAGACAACUGUCGGAGAGCGAAUCCAGUCUGGAGAUGGACGAUGAGAGGUACUUCAAUGAGAUGUCUGCACAGGGCUUGCGAGCGAGGACCGUGUCCAGCCCCAUCCCCUACACUCCCUCCCCCAGCUCCAGCAGACCCAUAUCUCCUGGUCUGUCAUAUGGCAGCCACACAGUGGGCUUCACUCCUCCGGCCACACUGUCCCGAGCCGCCAUCUCCCACUACAACACCCCCGCCCUGCUCGUCCACGGGAGCUCCUCUCACGCCGUAGCGAGGCCCUCUCCAAGAAGAAGCAACAGCCCCGACAAAUUCAAACGUCCAACGCCCCCCCCCUCCCCCAACACGCACUCGGGGGCCCAGCAGGCUCAGCCCCAGCUCCCCCCCCCGGCUCAGCCCAUGGUCCAGUCCAUGUCCUCCCCGGCAGCUAUGUCGCAGCACGCAGCACAGCAGCCUCCCUCCCAGCCUUAAUGCAACACACGGUUUCUUUCCACUGAAUGCCACGACGCUACCGCAAAAGCAGCUUCCAUCAUUACCAGCUCUGGAAGUCAAGUUUCUUACUCUCUACCAACUCCAUAAAAGAAGCCGCUUCAAAAGUUUUAGAGGGGAAACAAGAUGGCGGCUCACGCUCGGUGAAGCUAGCCACCUGCCAAAUCCACACGUGGCGUCACUUAACUACUCUUAAAAAGGAAUGGAUGGACUGAAAAAUAAUCGCUUCUGGGAUUUGUAGGCCAAUUAUUUGUUCCACCUUAUGUCUUGUACAUGUUUUCUUUUUUUCAUUUGCUUGGGACUUUAGCUGGUUGGAAUUGAUGUUGUGGCGCUUCUAAGAUAGCACAAACAGCACAUAAAGUACGUUUCAUGGUUGUGUUUACCGAUAGGUUGGAUGUAUGGAAAGAGAAAUGGACGAACUGAUAGAUGGAUGUGGUCGAUUCUUUUCAUGCCUAUAAUAUGACACUUGAUUGCAGUUAUGUACUCCACUCCAGCUCACCCCCUCUGUCUCUGCAGCAGUGUCCUCACCCCGGCCCUGAGCUGAAUGGCUUUAAUUAGGUUUAAAGGUGACAUAGAGGAAUGCUUGGAGUUUCUCCGUUAUUGGGCAUUGAUCAAACCAAUGUUGUUUUAGUUUCUGAAAGCAUUCAAGACUCUGCUGCUCUUCAGUUAAAAAAAGAAAAGAAAAACAGUAAAAUGGACACUGGUACAUCAACCACAGAUAAAUGUCUCCUUCAAAGGUGUUUAAAAAUGUAGUCUGAGGUGUUACAACAUAGUCAUGUACUCAGUCUCUCUCUCUCUUUCUCUCUCUCUGGUGUAUUUCUGAAAGCUUCUAUCAUCCUUGUGGAUAUUCCUCAUCAGAAAAAGGAAAAAAACAUAAUGCUCUUUACACUAAAUAUACAUACUGCUACGACAUUCUAAAUGAAUGGUACUGUUGAACUAAAUUUCUAUGUAUGAUUAAAGCUCUUGAGAUGAUGACCUCUGUCUUGUUGUCAGUUGUUUUAAUAGCAUUGUGUGGGUUAAGAUCCACAUUUUUAGUCUCUUUAUCCUGCCAAACCCCAACAGUAAUUCAAAGGGAAAAUGUUUGUGCCUUUUUAAAUAAAUCUGCACCAUCAAAGCUCACCCAGGCAUAAUGGCAGAACUAUGCGUUUCUCAUAUUACACAGACGCCUCCGGCUUCUCUACACUUCACCACUAAGAUUGAAUGUUUUAUUAUUAUCAUGACUCAGUUUACUGCUGGGGUUUUUGACAAUGUACUGUCUGAAUGAUUUAUACAGUUGUUGGUGUUUUGAAUGUUCAGAAACCUGUUGUGCAAGAGUGCGGCCUCAGUAAAGCCACCAUUGUUUUGUAAAUGUCCUAUCAUUAUGUAUCAGUGACACAAACGAGCCAAAUAAAAUGUAAAAGUAGUCGUUACCUGAAGGCAAUUCUCAAUUCUCUUGCCCCACUCCCCCUUCAAUGCUUUGGCCAUAUGAAUUGCUACAAUGUGUACGCACACAUUUUCGCAUAUCAUUAAGUUGUUUCUGCAAAUGUUUUGAUGAGCCACAAAUUUCAUAUAGGACUUUAUUUCUAAAUGUUAAAUGUGAUAUUUGGCUUUUUUCCUUUCUUUAAGCCAGGAUCCCAAGAAGUUGCCUACUCUCUAUUGUCAGUAUGUGGAGAACGUGUUGCACCGCAUACCCUUUUUUGUGACAUGUUGUUGUGCCAAUCAUAAAAACAAUACAUUGGA